Messenger RNA from Candoia aspera, 1200 nucleotides. RefSeq names its product ectodysplasin A2 receptor (gene EDA2R). The record is from RefSeq and is a predicted model, not a curated record. Gene Ontology annotation, cellular component: plasma membrane. Gene Ontology annotation, molecular function: signaling receptor activity; protein binding. NCBI's taxonomy places the organism in Eukaryota, Metazoa, Chordata, Lepidosauria, Squamata, Candoiidae. Gene Ontology annotation, biological process: positive regulation of JNK cascade; positive regulation of canonical NF-kappaB signal transduction.
AUGGAGGAAAGAGAUCACAUCGCGGCCCCUCACAUGUGGGUGCCUCAGAGCUCGACGGUCUCCCCUCUCUUGUUCAAUAUCUACGUAUCUACUGUAUAUGAGCUGCAUUGGCUGCCAAUUGGCUUCCGGGGGCAGUUCAAGGUGCUGGUUGUCACCUAUCAAGCCCUGUGUGGCAGAGGGCCUGGAUACCUGAGAGACCGCUUGUCUGUUUCUGCCCACCCAUGGAAUGCCAGGAUAGUGAAUCAUGGCAAAUGCAGUGCCUGCAAGGAGUGUGGUCCUGGAUUUGAACUUUCCAAGGAGUGUGGUUAUGGGGAAGGGAGAAAUGUUCAGUGCGCUCCAUGCCCACCCAGGAGGUUUAAGGACAGCUGGGGACAUCAUGGCUGUAGAUCCUGUCUCUCUUGCACACUUAACCGGUCCCAGAAAUCCAACUGCAGUGCAACCUCUGAUGCCACCUGUGGAGAGUGCUUCCCUGGGUAAGGCUGGUACAGAAUUAUUUAUCUAAGUGGAUUCCAGGACCUUGAAUGUGUGCCCUGCACAAAGCAGACCCCAUCCUCUGAACAACAGUGCCUUUCUAGAAUUCACUUAGAAGGUUCCACUGAUUCUGCACAAGAUCUGGCUCUGGUGGUGCUAACAAGCAGUGCCCUGGUGCUCCUGGUAUUGGUCCUCCUGACUGUCUCCAUUCUUCACUGCCAACAGUUCUGGAAGAGCCAGUGCCAGCAUGUGUUCUUGAGAAGUCACAAUGUCUCUGGUCAGAGAUCAACAUUUCAGACAUCUGCUGUGCCAAGGUUCCUUUGCCGUGAAUUGCUGUCAGAUCCUUGCUCCUUAGACUUCAAGAACUUUAGCUCUUCCGACAGACCAAUAGAAGGCCCUGUCAAUGCUGUUCAGUUUAUCGCAGGAGUAGAUGUUUCUGGAUUUCACCUCCCCCAUCCACAGCCUGAUAUGGAUUUGUCCAAGCUGAUGAUAGUCACUUCCAAGACCCCACCAGCCAGGAGCCUCUUGGAGACUCAGACUCUGAUUUGGAAUUCUGGCUUCAGCAACUGCUCCACUGGGGGCUCUUCUGUUACUGAGUUCAGACAGGACUGCUGCAGAGAUACUGAUGGCCCAGCCCAGUUCUCUUCCUGUGCUAGGGAGCUGCAGCAUUACUGGCCUCAUACCCCAGUGGAAUGCACUGAACUGGAUCUGCAGACAUUUUCUACCUAG